AUGGCGGACUCGCUGAACCUCUUCGCCGAGUCCAACCUCCGCGCCGUCGUCUCCUUCACCGACUCGACCGUCGCCCUCCACGUCCUCGAACGCCCGCCCUUCACCUACCCCCUCCUCUCCGCCACCGAGCCCACGACGCUCAACCCGACCGCGAACCCGUACAGCAUCCCGUCCGUGCCCGAGUUCGAGCGCAGCUGGGCCACCUGGGACCUCGUCACCCUCGGCAUGAUCCCCAAAGACCUCCUGCACUCGAAGCCGAUCGACCUGCGGCACAAGCCGCUCUUCUACAUCGGCCACCUGCCCACGUUCGCGAACAUCCUCCUCUCGCGCUGCCUGCAGGCGAAGCCGGUCGGCCCGCGCCCGUACCUCACCAUCUUCGAGCGCGGGAUCGACCCGAGCGUGGACGACCCGGACCAGUGCCACUCGCACUCGGAGGUGCCCGAGCGGGACGAGGACUGGCCGGUGAUCGAGGACGUGCUCGCGUACCGGGACGACGUGCGCGAGAACGUGAUCAAGCGGCUCAUCGGCGAGAUGGAGCGCGGCGAGCGGCCGCUCACCCGCCGCGCCGCGCGCACGCUCAUGAUGGUCCUCGAGCACGACGGCUUCCACAUCGAGACGCUGUUGUACAUGCUCAUCCAGCGCGCCGGCACCGGCAUGCUCCCGCCCCCCGGCUUCGCGCCCCCGCCCUGGGAGACCCUCGCGGCGCAGUGGGACGCGACCCCAGCGCCGCGCACGGCGACGGUGGAGCUCGGGCCCGCGACGAUCACGCUCGGGCACGACGACCAGGAGCCGGACGACGAGCUCCCCGCGCUCGCGGGCGACGUCUCCGCGCACGAGUUCGGGUGGGACAACGAGUCGCCCGCGCGCGCGGUCGACGUGCCCAAGUUCCGCGUGGAGUGGCGGCCGGUCACGAACGGGGAGUUCCUCGCGUUCUGGCGCGGCGCGGGCGCGGGCAAGGUCGACAUGCCCGCGAGCUGGACGACGGACGGGUGCGGGGCGGGGGAGGCGGACCCGCGCGUGCGCACGCUGUACGGGCCGGUGCCGAUGCGCUACGCGCGGCAUUGGCCAUGCCUGACCGCGUACGACGACCUCGCGGCGUUCGCGGCGCACAAGGGCGGGCGCAUCCCGCGCGAGGCGGAGCUGCGGCUCUUCCUGGACGCGUACCAGGUGUCGUACGCGGAGGGCGCGAACACGGGCUUCCGGCACUGGCACCCGCUCCCCGCGACCGCGGGCGCGGACGGGCGCGGGUCGAACGGCGGGGUGUGGGAGUGGACGGCGACGCCGCUCGCGGCGCACGAGGGCUUCGCGGGCACGACGAUCUUCCCCGGGUACUCGAGCGACUUCUUCGACGGGGCGCACAUGACGGUGCUCGGGGCGUCGUACGCGACCGUGCCACGGCUCGGGGACCGGCGCACGGUGCGGAACUUCUACCAGCACAACUACCCGUACCCGUGGGUCGCGGCGCGGGUCGCGUACGACUUGUGA
This is a messenger RNA of Epithele typhae, 1485 nucleotides long. RefSeq names its product C-type lectin protein. The transcript has 2 exons. The record is from RefSeq and is a predicted model, not a curated record. NCBI's taxonomy places the organism in Eukaryota, Fungi, Basidiomycota, Agaricomycetes, Polyporales, Epitheliaceae. The coding region runs from base 1 to 1485 and encodes 494 amino acids.